AUGACGUCUCAGGCCACCAAGGAUGCCCUCGGUGGCAUGACCAACAACCUGACAGGAGAGAUUAAGAAUCCUCUUGAAGGUUUGACUCGCGCACAACUGAUGGACGAUGUCAAGAACUACGCAACACAACAUGACCUGACUUCUCUCACCGAGGUCCUCCAGAAGGGUGCCCUCGCUGGCCAAAAUCCGACCGAAAUCGACUCGAUCCCUGAACUUACCGAAGAGGAUCGUGUGGUUCUCCGUGAAGAAGUCACUCGUCGUUGGAAACAGCCAUGGGCCCUGUACUACACCAUUAUCCUGAACUCGAUUGCGGCGGCCAUCCAAGGGUGGGACCAAACCGGCUCCAACGGUGCAAAUUUGACCUUUGAUCGUGUUUUCGGUAUCCCAAACGAUAGCCCAUAUUGUCCUGAUAAAGCGACUUGUGACCGCAACCAAUGGAUCGUUGGAUUCAUCAAUGCCACGCCUUACAUCACCAUUGCUUUAUUUGCUGGCUGGUUAUCCGAUCCCCUCAAUCACUUGAUCGGUCGCAAAGGCACCAUCUUCAUUGCAGCAGUUUUCAGCCUAUGUGCUCCCAUCGGAUCCGCCUUUACACAGCACUGGGGUCAACUCGUUGCUUGCCGAGUGCUCCUGGGUAUCGGAAUGGGUCUCAAGGAAGUCACGGUCCCCGUUUAUUCUGCAGAGAAUGCACCAACCAGCAUUCGAGGCGGAUUGUGCAUGUCAUGGCAACUAUGGACUGCCUUCGGUAUCUUUCUUGGUACAUGCGCAAAUUUGAUUGUUGCAAAUACCGGGGAUAUAUCGUGGCGGCUGCAACUUGGAAUCUCCUCGCUGGCUGAUGACCAAGGGCGGCACAGUCAGGCCUAUGCUUCUCUGCUUCGCCUGCGAAACAGCCCUCUUCAAGCUGCUCGGGAUCUCUACAUGAUACAUGCGACACUUGCAACUGAGAGGGAAAUGCUGCAACAAUCAGGUUUCUCGAAGCAGGACAACAUGUUCGUUCGGUUCAUGGAGCUCUUCACAGUUCCGCGGCUGCGUCGUGCCACUCAAGCAUCUGGGAUUGUCAUGAUAGCUCAGCAAAUGUGUGGAAUCAACAUUAUCUCCUUCUAUUCCUCAACUAUCUUCAGUCUUGCCGGAGCGAACAAUAUCCAUGCACUCCUCGCUUCUUGGGGAUUCGGCCUCAUCAACUUCAUUUUCGCAUGGCCAGCAGUGUGGACAAUUGAUACCUUCGGCAGACGUGGCCUCCUGCUCUUCACUUUUCCAAACAUGUGCUGGACAUUACUGGCUGCCGGUUUCUGCUACUGGAUUCCUAGCAGCAGUAAUGCCCAUUUGGGGAUGAUUGCAUUCUUCAUCUACAUUUUCGAUGGGUUUUAUUCUCCAGGAGAGGGGCCCGUCCCAUUUACCUACUCCGCCGAGGUUUUUCCUCUUUCACAUCGUGAAAUAGGCAUGGCUUGGGCAGUGGCUACCAACAAUUUCUGGGCAGCAGCUUUGUCGUUGACAUUCCCUUACAUGCUACGAGCAUUGACCCCUCAGGGUGCCUUUGGCUUCUAUGCCGGAUUGAAUAUUGUAGCGCUGGUGCUGAUCUUCCUAUUCAUGCCGGAGACUAAGCAACGCUCUUUGGAGGAGUUGGAUUAUGUCUUUGGCGUUCCGACUCGAACUCAUGCCAAAUACCAGCUGACCCAAGUUCUACCGUGGUGGAUCAGAACUUACAUCCUCCGACGCAAGAAUCUCGUAUGCCCUUCGUUGUACCGGUAUGGUGACAAGACAACUAUGGCUCAGCCUGCUGAUUUCCAGGAAUCCUCUGAGAUCCACGAGGUCACUACUGACAAGGAAACCCCGAAGGAUGUGUGA
This is a messenger RNA of Penicillium cosmopolitanum, 1842 nucleotides long. RefSeq lists its product as uncharacterized. Gene Ontology annotation, biological process: transmembrane transport. NCBI's taxonomy places the organism in Eukaryota, Fungi, Ascomycota, Eurotiomycetes, Eurotiales, Aspergillaceae. Gene Ontology annotation, molecular function: myo-inositol:proton symporter activity. The record is from RefSeq and is a predicted model, not a curated record. The transcript has 7 exons. Gene Ontology annotation, cellular component: membrane. Bases 1 to 1842 code for a protein of 613 amino acids.